This is a messenger RNA of Balaenoptera acutorostrata (minke whale), 2469 nucleotides long. RefSeq names its product solute carrier family 36 member 4 (gene SLC36A4). Gene Ontology annotation, biological process: L-alanine transport; amino acid transmembrane transport. Gene Ontology annotation, molecular function: L-proline transmembrane transporter activity; L-alanine transmembrane transporter activity. Gene Ontology annotation, cellular component: vacuolar membrane. The transcript has 11 exons. The coding region runs from base 117 to 1628 and encodes 503 amino acids. NCBI's taxonomy places the organism in Eukaryota, Metazoa, Chordata, Mammalia, Artiodactyla, Balaenopteridae. The record is from RefSeq and is a predicted model, not a curated record.
CGCGCGGGUGCGGUGCGCCAGGCCGGGCGAGGUUCUCGCUCAGCCGGGGAGGCCUUGGCCACGCAGCGGCAGGAGCGCGCAUCCCGGGGCGGCGGCGUCCUGGAGACCCCCGAGAGAUGGAAGCUGCGGCGCCGGCGGCGGCCGAGGCGGCUGGGCACGAAGAGCUCGAUAUGGAUGUAAUGAGACCCUUAAUAAAUGAGCAAAACUUUGAUGGGACAUCAGAUGAAGAACAUGAGCAAGAGCUCCUGCCUGUUCAGAAGCAUUACCAGCUUGAUGAUCAAGAGGGUAUUUCAUUUGUACAAACUCUUAUGCAUCUUCUUAAGGGAAAUAUUGGAACUGGUCUCUUAGGACUUCCACUGGCAAUAAAAAAUGCAGGCAUAGUGCUUGGACCAAUCAGCCUUGUGUUUAUAGGAAUUAUUUCUGUUCACUGUAUGCACAUUUUGGUACGUUGCAGUCACUUUCUAUGUCAGAGGUUUAAAAGGUCAACAUUAGGGUAUAGUGACACUGUGAGUUUUGCUAUGGAAGUAAGUCCUUGGAGUUGUCUACAGAAGCAAGCAGCAUGGGGACGGAGUGUGGUUGAUUUUUUUCUGGUGAUAACACAACUGGGAUUCUGUAGUGUUUAUAUUGUCUUCUUAGCUGAAAAUGUGAAACAAGUUCAUGAAGGAUUCCUGGAGAGUAAAGUGUUUGUUUUGAAUAGUACCAAUUCAUCAGAUCCAUGUGAGAGAAGAACUAUUGACCUAAGGAUAUAUAUGCUUUGCUUUCUUCCAUUUCUAAUUCUUUUGGUCUUCAUUCGUGAGCUCAAGAAUCUAUUUGUGCUUUCAUUCCUUGCCAACGUGUCCAUGGCUGUGAGUCUUGUGAUAAUUUAUCAAUACAUUGUUAGGAAUAUGCCGGAUCCCCACAACCUUCCAAUAGUGGCUGGCUGGAAAAAAUACCCUCUCUUUUUUGGUACUGCUGUGUUUGCUUUUGAAGGCAUAGGAGUGGUCCUUCCACUGGAAAACCAAAUGAAAGAAUCAAAACGCUUCACCCAAGCAUUGAAUAUUGGCAUGGGAAUUGUUACAACUCUGUAUGUAACAUUAGCUACCUUAGGAUAUAUGUGUUUCCAUGAUGAAAUCAAAGGCAGCAUAACUUUAAAUCUUCCCCAAGAUGUGUGGUUAUAUCAGUCAGUGAAAAUUCUCUAUUCCUUCGGCAUCUUUGUGACAUAUUCAAUUCAGUUCUAUGUUCCAGCAGAGAUAGUUAUCCCUGUGAUCACAUCCAAAUUUCAUGCUAAAUGGAAGCAAAUCUGUGAAUUUGCAAUAAGGUCCUUCUUGGUUACUAUUACUUGUGCUGGAGCGAUUCUGAUUCCUCGUUUAGACAUUGUGAUUUCCUUCGUCGGAGCAGUGAGCAGCAGCACAUUGGCCCUGAUCCUACCGCCUCUGGUUGAAAUUCUUACAUUUUCUAAGGAGCACUACAAUAUAUGGAUGAUCCUGAAAAAUAUUUCUAUCGCGUUCACUGGAGUUGUUGGUUUCUUGUUAGGUACAUAUGUGACUGUUGAAGAAAUUAUUUAUCCUACUCCCAAAGUUUUCGCUGGCACUCCACAAAGUUCCUCUUUAAAUGUGAAUUCGACAUGCUUUACAUCUGGUUUGAAAUAGUAGAAGCAGAAUUAUGAGUCUCAAGUCUGAAAAUGAUGAAAGUAAGAACCAUUAGAACACAUCGCCAUAUACUUAAAAACUGUUUUCUUUCGGCACAACAUUGAUAUUUUGGCAGUAAAUUAUAAUUCUUUACCAAUACUGAUAAACUACGACAGAUUCGUGGUUUUAAGUAUUAGCAGCAAUUUCAAAAAUUUUAGUUCUGAAAAUUGGAAAAAUUAAAAUGUUAAAAAAAUUAAAGAAUAAAAAUGCUUCUGUUAUUCUUCUCUCAAUCAAAUACUUUAAUCAGGAUUCUCUUUUUUACCUCCAUGCUACUCUAUUGCCACGCAGUUGAGGAGAAAACAGGGUUUCAACAAUAAGAGAAUUAAAGAAGUAUAGGUGACUAAAAUCUGACCAUCCCAAUGAAUUUUAAAGUGUACUUUGUAUAUAAUGUAGAAAUAUCUUGAAUAUAUUUUUAUUAGAGAGCCAAAUACUUAUGUCUACCCCCUGGAAGUUUAGAAAACUCUCAUUAGCCAUAAUGUAAGAAUCAGAAAAUCCCCCAAACCAGAAUUAUUUUUACACUAUUCUGUAAUGGUAGCUGAUCUUCAUAAUGAAAACCAAAAGGCACUGUGCAAGAUUCUGACUUAGUGUUUCAACCAAAUUUGAGAGACUUUAAAAGUUAUCCAAUACAUAUUCCCUUAUUUUUUUUAACCUGAGGAAAUGGAUACCCAGGAUGGUUAAGUAACUUGAUCAAGACCACUCAGCCUUGAGAUGAAGAGAACGUGAUCUUUUGAUUCCCAGUCCACGAUUUUUUAUCUUUCACUUCACAUCCUAGAAAAAGAAUAAAUUAUGUUGUUUAACUUUA